AUGGUGGCAUCAGUUGAAACCGACGAUGACGGAAACGAAGGUGAGGAUGACGACGGGAUGGAUAACGAUGAUUGGACAGGGUUAUCAGAGGAACCGGUGCAGCAGCAAGACCAGACAGAUGCGGCGGGAAAUAACGGCGGUUAUUGGGAGGCAGGUCAAGGAAAGAUGAAGAAACUGCAACCGCAAAGAAGGAGAAAGAAACCAAUGGUGGCAUCAGUUGAAACCGACGAUGACGGCAACGAAGGUGAGGAUGACGACGGGAUGGAUAACGGUAACGGAGUAGGAGGAGGUAGUAGUGGUGGGUUGGGGACGGAGAGACAGAGGGAGCAUCCGUUUAUCGUGACGGAGCCUGGGGAAGUGGCACGUGGCAAAAAGAACGGUUUAGAUUAUCUGUUCCACUUGUACGAACAAUGCCGUGAGUUCCUUCUUCAGGUUCAGACCAUUGCUAAAGACCGUGGCGAGAAAUGCCCCACCAAGGGAAGAUAUCAUAUGGAUACUGCCCAAAAUGGAACACCGUCUGGUGAUCUGAACAAUCAAAUUCUCAGUUCAAAGGAAGAAAACUAUGCUGCUAAAGUCGAAUCAGCGGGAAAAGAGAUCUUGCACAAACAUAAGGGGCAACUGAGACAGUUAAUCCAUAUGCUGAGGCAAAUUGAAACACAAGUGAAUUCACAUCAGGAAGAGAUUCUGCAGAUGGUUGACGAUCGCAGAACCUUCUUCCAAGAUUUCAUCCAGAAAUCUCUUUAUUACCUAAGCUCGGUUCACAGCAAAAACCACGACACUUUCCCUGUCACUGUGAAGCUCCUUCGUGUCCUAUUUAAUAACAUCAAUGAGGUGCUUGGUUCUGUAGAUACUGGUGUCAAUGAUCUUAUGCAGGCUUUAGCAAAGAAUAUGUGUCACCCGAUGACCAAGUACGUAGGCAAUUUGGCAGCUGAAUUAAAGCUUGGCCCUUGUGUGGAACUGAUGAAUGUAGUGAAUGAGAUGGAGAGAGCAAAUGCAGAUACAAGGAGAGAGCUGAAAGAUGCUAGAGAAAGGAUUAGACUUGCAGAAGAGACGAAGAUCGAGUCUUUACUAAAGCUGAAAAAAGCUGAAGAUCAUGUUCAGAGAAUGACAACAUCUGCCAAAUUUCUUCUACCCUCGAGUCAGAAUAAGAAACAAGCUGAACAUUCUAUUACCGGCAAGCGUAUUGGCACAGAGGGAGGCAGAGAACACGAAGAGAAACUACUGUGGGAACUACUGAGCAAAAGGAGAAAGCAACAAGAACCAGAGAGUCCAAUGGGACCUAAAGAGCUUAUCAGACAAGCAGACACAAAGCAGAAGCCAUUGGUGUAUAUUCGCCGAAGUACAAGGUUAAAUUCUCAAAAAGCCCGUCCUGAUUCUUUGAUCCCACUUGGUUUGUCACCUUCUGCUAGAACAGUAACCUGGAGGUAAGUAAAGUAAGCACAAGUCUCACGCAUUGCAUCAGAAUCUAUCCACAAUAUGCUUCUUUAUUACUUAGAAUCCUUAGAACUACUCUUUUUUUUAAUGUCAUUAGUUACACUUUGAUUAGCUUUGGUAUUUCUUGAGAAGAUCAAGUUGUUGAUAAACCGUGAUGUGAAUUUCGCAGUGACCAAAUUAUGUAUCAAAGCUUAUAAACUUCAAAUCAUAAAAGUUCGGGACAAAAAAAGAAUUUAUUGAAAAAGUAGGGGAUUGUGCACCCCAAUAUCCACGUUUUUAUUAAAGUGGGCCUAAGUU
This is a messenger RNA of Camelina sativa (false flax), 1731 nucleotides long. NCBI's taxonomy places the organism in Eukaryota, Viridiplantae, Streptophyta, Magnoliopsida, Brassicales, Brassicaceae. The record is from RefSeq and is a predicted model, not a curated record.